AUGUCUGCUCCUUCUCAAAGACAAACUCAAGCACCUCAGGAAUACAAACCGAUGGAUCAUCCUUAUGAAGACAGCGACAAGGCUGGAAUGCCCAUCAGAGGUAUCCAAGAUCAUGCAUUGAUUGGGAAUUUGAGAACGGCUGCUUGCGUCAGUCUCGAUGGAUCUAUCGAGUCUAUGUGUCUGCCUUACUUUGACUCACCCAGUGUCUUUGCAAGAUUGGUAGAUGCGAAUAAAGGUGGUCAUUUCUCCAUUACCCCAACAUGGCCAUUCAAACCCAAACAAGCAUAUGCACCCAAUUCCAAUGUAUUGGUCACAAAGUUCUUAUCGGAGGAUGGUGUCGGUGUGAUGACAGAUUUACUCGUACCUAAAGGAGCCAAUAAAAGUGGAUCACAAGAAAGAGCUUUCUUACCUUGGUUAAUUAGGAAAGUUGAAAGUAUCAGAGGAAAGGUUCCGUUCAGAUUGGAGUGUGCUCCUGCUUUCAAUUACUGUAGAGAUAAACAUACUACCGAACUGGUUGAUGACGACUCUGUAACAUCCGAAUGCGAUCAUGUACAAAAAGCUUUAUUCACUUCACCAUCUCUAACACUCGAUCUCAGAUAUCUCGCAAAUUCAACAGAUCAAUGUGUAUCUGAUCCCAAAAUCAAACUUCAAGUUGAAGAAUUGAAAAAUCGUGAUUUAUUAGGACCUGCCAUAACAUCAGAUUUCGAAUUGGAAGAAGGUCAAUGUAUCUAUUUCGUUUUGAGAGAAUGUGGUGAUUUCAGUUACUCAAAUUCUGAACAUAAAAGAAUAGCAAACCCAAAUCCUCAAAGAGCUCAAUCAGUUGGUUUACCUAUGGAUAUAAUGUUGGAAGCUGCAAGUAAAUUAAGACCUAAAGAAAACCCAAUGUUAUCUGCUCAAUUAUUGAAUGCUUUGAUCAGAGAUACCCAAACUUAUUGGCAAACUUGGAUCAAUAGAAGUAAAUAUAAAGGAAGAUGGAGAGAAGCUGUACAUCGAUCAGCUUUGGUCCUCAAAAUGCUGGUGUUCGAAGAAACAGGGGCAAUCGUUGCAGCUCCCACAUUCUCAUUACCCGAAUUCAUAGGAGGUAAACGGAACUGGGAUUAUCGAUUCACUUGGGUUAGAGACACUUCAUUCACCCUAUAUGCUCUGAUACGUUUAGGUUUCACAGAGGAAGCAAACGCGUAUGUAGAUUUCAUUUUGGCCAGGUUGAAGGAUAGGAAUUCGGAUGGAUCUUUGCAAAUCGUGUACACCAUCCAUGGCGGUAAGGAUUUAGAAGAGAUUGAACUUGAUCAUCUGGAAGGACAUAAAGGAUCAAAGCCCGUUAGGAUAGGAAAUGGUGCUGCGGAUCACUUACAAUUGGACAUUUACGGUGAAUUAAUGGAUUGUAUCUACCUCGCACAAAAAUACAGUAAACCUUUGAGUUGGGAAUCUUGGGUAUCUAUUCGUCAAGUAGUAGACUUCGUCUGUACUCAGGUCGAUGUUCCUGAUCUGUCUAUAUGGGAAGUCAGAGGAAAAACCAAGAACUUCCUAUACUCUAAAGUCAUGUUGUGGGUCGCGCUCGACAGAGGACUACGUCUGGCCGAGAAGAGAUGCUUGCCUUGUCCAAAUCGAGCACAGUGGCUUGCAGCGAGGGAUAAAUUGUACGAAGAAGUUCAAACAAAAGGUUGGAAUGAGGAAAAAGGUUUCUUCUGUCAGAGUUUUGAAGAUAAAGACGCCUUGGACUCUGCUGUUUUGAUCAUGCCUCUCGUGUUCUUCAUGACUGCCGCUGAUCCGAGAUUCACCAGAACUCUGGAGAACAUCUUGAAAACACCCGAAAAAGGAGGCUUAACAGCAAAUUCAUCUGUCUACCGAUACAAUGCCGCUUUAUCCGAUGAUGGAGUGGGAGGUGAAGAAGGUGCAUUCUCAUUAUGUACAUUAUGGUGUGUAGAGGCUUUGACAAGAGCUGGUGUUUAUAAUCCACCAUAUCUGGAGAAAGCCGUGAACAUGUUUAUGGAUUUCUUGGGAUACGGUAACCACGUUGAAUUGUAUUCUGAAGAAAUCAGUCCUGGAGGUGAAGGGUUAGGUAACACACCACAAGCUUUCUCACAUGUCACAUUGAUUUCAGCAGCUUUCAACCUUGAUAGAGCGUUGAGUGGGGGUGGAAGUUCUCUUUGA
Molecule: messenger RNA, 2151 nt
Organism: Kwoniella shivajii
Lineage: Eukaryota; Fungi; Basidiomycota; Tremellomycetes; Tremellales; Cryptococcaceae
Exons: 22
Coding region: 1-2151 (716 amino acids)
Biological process (GO): carbohydrate metabolic process
Molecular function (GO): hydrolase activity, hydrolyzing O-glycosyl compounds
Source: RefSeq, a predicted model, not a curated record